AUUUUUUUUUAUUAUUGCAGGAUGUGCGGCGGGGUACCAUAGCCCAGGUGACUCUGACGAGGUGGACUACAUCCCUAAGUAUGUGCCGCCUCCCUCCACUACCACCGCGUCCCCUUCCAGGGCCUCCCACCUGCCCAACAUCCUCACUUCCCUGGAGAUCCCCCCAGCAUACCUCGAGGAAAUUCUUCGCCCGGAAAAGCCACCCUACAGGUCUUACAAUGACCACCACCACCAGCUGCUCUACGAGCCACACCCCCAACAGGAAAACAGUCAGCUGUAUGGCCAGCCAGAUGGACACGAGAGUUACCAGGAUCAGAAAUCUCACGGGCACAAGUACCACGGACACAAGUACGUUCAGGACCACAAGCGUCGAGGACAGUACUAUCAAGGUCAACAGUCCAUUGGACAGACGCAGACCCAAGAUCAGGAGUACCAACACCCCAGCUACAGGAGGAGGUCAAGUUUGGGGCCAGUACAACGGAGUGAAGGACCACCGAGAUCAGAAGCCUCCAUACCAGCACUACCAGGGUCAAAAGAACCAGAGCCAGAACUCAGGCUCGCAGGGGGACAGCAAGUCUCGUGAUAAGGAGACCAACUACGGAGGUGUUUACACUGGGGGUGCCUCCCCCUCUGGGGGUAUUUACACUGGGGGUGUUUACACUGGAGAUGCUUCCUCACCCGGGGGUGUUUACACUGGUGGUGUUUACACUGGUGGUGUUUACACAAGUGAUAUAUACUCUGGUAGUAAUGAUGUCAACUAUGACAACACCAAAACUCCGGGCUCCAAAUCACAAUGGUCUUGGGAUUCGUCGCAUGAGAAAGAAACAGAAGACAACUUUGCCUUUCACGAAGGGGUGGAGAGCACCUCCCAGGGGCCACGAUUCGACAGGAGCCUCCCACGGAAGGUGACGGUACAGGCUGGCAAGACGGCCGUGCUGGCAUGUAGGGUCCUCGACAGCACUGAGAAAUCACAGGUGUCUUGGAUGAGGCACGAGGACCUACACAUCCUGUCGGUUGGGAAAUACAAGUACAGCACGGACGACCGAGUGACGGUGUCGCGGGAGGAGGAGCGGCAGGAGUGGGUGUUGACGAUUGAAAAAGUGACAGAGGAGGACGCUGGUAUGUACGAAUGUCAAGUUUCUGCCAAGCCCGUCCUCAGCUUCAUCGUCAGUCUCGAGGUCGUAGUACCCAGGGCAGAGGUGGUACACGGGCCGGAGAUCUUCGUGCAUCGAGGGUCACUCAUCAACCUGACGUGUGUGGUGACUCACGGCACCCAGCGACCUGUCUACGUCUACUGGUACCAUCACAAUAAGGUGCUGGACUACGAGGGUCGAGGGGGCGUUACUGUGAUCACCAAGGCUAGCACCAACACCAUCAGCCACCUCCUCAUGAGGGAUGCCAGGCCCGAGGACUCUGGCGUGUACUCCUGCAGGCCUUCCAAUGGCGAGGACGCCUCCGCUACCCUUCACGUCCUCAAUGGGGAGCAUCAGGCUGCCAUGCAGAGUGAUGCAAGUCCCCGGAUGUUCACGUCAGCUUUUGUCAUCACUUUUGGGCUGUGCCUCAUAUGUGUGGUGCAGCUCUACAGAAGUAAUAUUGAUGGUGCCCCAUAAGUUACUAAGACUUGCCUUGGAAGACAGCAAUGAUAAGAGAUGUAAGGAUAUAACAAGCAGCUACUGUGUGGUGACCCUCCAGUUCAGCUCAAAUGAAACCUGGGAAUAACUUAAGAGUUGUUCUGUUACUCUAUUUACCUGGGUUCAAGUGAUAUCUGAGUACAUAGAUUUUGUCACACGUGGGCUGCUUGGCUCAAGUGAUAUCUGACGUACCUGGGCUUUCGUCUACAGUACUGUACUUGCCUUAUGAGUACUUGAGUGAUAAUUAAAGUGUCUGGUUCAAGUGGAAGCAUCUCAGACAUUCAAGAAUGACCGGAAUCAUCGUGAAAUUCUGCUUCUGCUGCUCCCGAAGAUUUUACAGAAAUAAUUAAAAUAUAUAUUAACGAAAUAUUUCCUUGCAUGUACAGUAUAGCAUCAUUUUGUAUAUAGAUGUAAAGUACAGUAAUAGAGCUGAUGGUUGAAGCAAGAUGUCAAAUCCACCUCAGGAAGCUAAUGGCCGUUUCGUAGUGAAGGAACUGUAGUAGAGGUGGAUGGUGGCGUGAGGGGGGCGGCGAGGGCCAACAUUUACACGAAUGGCUUGACCUCGCACAUGAAGGCAUCACUGGACCCAUCCCGACUUACUUCUUCACGCACCAUCACUUACCUUCUAGUUGUUGCCAGAGGAUAGUCUCCUUAUGUAUUUUCCAGGAUAAAAGAGCCGUAGUGUUUGUACUGUAUUGACCUCCAUCCAAGGAAUACUAGGAAGUAAUACCGGUAGCACACCUUUCGUUUUGUAAGAAUUUAUUUUUUAAUGAUUAAUCUGUUUUUUACAGUAUAUUUCAGUUCUGAACAAAAAACAAUUUGUUAAUUUAAUUUUGUAGUUUGGAAAAGUAAAUGUGAAUCAUUUUUGUGAGCCAAGAAGUAGGCAUUGGUGGUCGUGUUGAUUGUUUACAUGUACACGACACCAACACAGCUUGACGCCUCACACCUAAAUAAGUUCAAUAUUUGAUAAUUUAAGAUAGUUUAAAAUCAUGAUAAUUCACUCUAGAAUUUCAGUGAUGUAUAUUCUUAAAGCUGCAAUAGAAGAUUAAUGAACAGAAGAAACUCAGAAAUUUUGAACACGUUUAUGUAUCUAAGAUAGUCAAUGGUAAAUUUUUGAAAGAAAGAUAUGUGACAAAUAAUGGCAUUGUUUUUACAUAAUUAAGAUAGUUAUGUCGGUAUGUUGUUGAUGUAGAAACUGUAUAUACAAUAUAUAGGUGUAUGUACGCAUGUAUAUAUUUCCUAAAGCAAAUUUACAAUAUAUAUCUUCACAAUAAGAUGUACCAGACUGUAUGGUAUCAGUAUUACUCAGCAGUUGUAUAAGUCAUUUUACUCUACAGAGAAAAUACCUGUCAACCUUUUCAUUUAAUUCUAAAUUUUAAUGUGAAUAUUUUUUCAAACAGUUUUUCCGUUAUGGCUGGAUUCAAGAGCAAAAAACACACACUCAAUUUACCGCCAUUCAUUCAUUUUUACUGCUGUAAUAGGUGUGCCCUGCUGUGGUACUCCCCUCCCACAGUGUAUGAGAAUCAUCUAGUUUCUUCCACUCCUUCCCAUACAGCCAGAGGGCUAAGCAUCCAGAAACCGCGGCCAUGUAACAUCCUAGCACACCGUUACUAUGUACAGUAUGUUCACCUCACUCUGAUCUUUCUAUCUUUAUCGUCCCUUGUGUGCCAUUUAGAAACUACUCCGAUACAUAUUCUUCGAUAUAUUGUGGCUGGAGCACAUACCAGUUGUUUGUUACCAUUUUUCAUGAGAAGGAACACCCAGUUUAUGUUCAGCAUCAUUUUGGUGGUGAAACAUGGAGCUGAAAACUGUUUGUUUUUGUUUUGUUUUGUAAAUAAGGAUGAUUAUUUGUAUGUUUUGAGAUUAAUAUAAAUUUAUUAUAGUUCACAAUAUCUCAUAAUUCCUCUAUAUGUUUAGCGUAUAAAUUAGCACCUUUGAAAUAGUGUUGAAGAUGACUGUACUGUUCCUCUGUGUUCAGUAUGUGGUAGUUUGUAGAUGGUAUGUCAUGAAUGUACUGUAUGUAUAUUUUAGAUUAAUGUAAAUUAUAUUUUCAUAUAUUUUAUGUAACUGA
Molecule: messenger RNA, 3702 nt
Organism: Homarus americanus (American lobster)
Lineage: Eukaryota; Metazoa; Arthropoda; Malacostraca; Decapoda; Nephropidae
Exons: 5
Coding region: 81-1610 (509 amino acids)
Biological process (GO): synapse organization
Cellular component (GO): neuron projection membrane
Source: RefSeq, a predicted model, not a curated record